AGUUGAUGGUACAAGAUGGUGGCCAUGAACUGAAGGAGAAGGAGGUGGGUGAUGAUCUAGACUCUCAGUUCCAACAACAGUCAUGGCCGGUUUCACAAAAUGCAAAAGGAAUCAACCUGGUUCCUUGUUGUUCACAAGAAGUGUUCUUUGCUCACCACCUAUCCAAGACAAGAGGAAGACUUGAACCAUUGUGUGGAGCAAUGGGAAGAUACUUGUGUGUAGAAGCUGGUUUAAGAAGCGCAGGCCACGAGGUUGUUGAGCUCCUGGUUCAAGACAUACAAGCGGAAGACCAACCAUUGUGUGGAGCAAUGGGAAGGUUCUUGUGUGUAGAAGCCGGUUUAAGAAGCGCAGGCCACGAGGUUGUUGAGCUCCUGGUUCAAGACACACAAGAAGAAGAAGGUCACCACCUAAGCCAUGAGGAAGGCCGGUGAUCUGAGGGUACUUGAAGCUGAAGGCAAAAGGGUGGAUCAGUGAUUUAAGCGCAGCUGUUAGGGUGAUGUGCUCCUGGUCUUGAAGUUCAUUGAGGCUCAUUUCAAGCUUGGAUCUCCCCCAUUCUCGGUCUCAAGCUUGUGGUGGGGAUUCAAAUGACCAACCUGAAGAGCUAAAGUUCAAGACAUGUUUCCUCCUUAUCACUACAACAGAAUGAUAAAAUGAAGCCUGUUGCCAACAUUCUGUGGGAAGUCCACAGCCUGCUCCAAAGAGGGUAGAGAGGAUGUUGUGACAAUGGAGAGAUGACUUGUGGUUCUGUCCAUGGUGGUUUAGUCACCAUAGCCUACACAUCAGAUGAGUGUAGAGAGGACAGUCGACAUACAAAGAAGAGCAUCACCAGGAGGGUGAUGCAAUUUAAACCAAGACCAUUGCAAGCUGAUCAUGGAGUGAUCCAGCUGAAGUAGAGGGAAGAAGAAAGCUACUCAAUAAGCUUCUGGUGUGAGAUGCUUGGAGAGUGAGCAUUGCAAGAGGGAUGGGCACACCAAGGAGAGGUGUUGGAUACUGAAUCCAAGCCUCAAACCUGCCAAGUUCAAGUGAACCGUGCCCAUGGAGGUUCAAGAGAUCAG
Messenger RNA from Brassica napus (rape), 1055 nucleotides. RefSeq lists its product as uncharacterized. The coding region runs from base 6 to 431 and encodes 141 amino acids. The transcript has 2 exons. The record is from RefSeq and is a predicted model, not a curated record. Lineage: Eukaryota; Viridiplantae; Streptophyta; Magnoliopsida; Brassicales; Brassicaceae.